AGCGAGAGCGAGAGAGAGUGCAGCGGGACAGGGAACGAGCUAGAUAUAUACAACGAGCGAGCGGGACUUCUGAGAGCGCCACAAGAUGAUGAUGGAGAACGGACUCUCCAUGGAGUACGGAGAUGGGUACAUGGAGCAGGAGGAGGAGUGGGAGCGCGAGGGCCUUCUCGACCCUGCGUGGGAGAAGCAACAGAAGAAGACAUUUACCGCCUGGUGUAACAGUCAUCUGCGCAAAGCCGGCACCGCCAUCGACAACAUCGAGGAGGACUUCCGCAACGGCCUCAAGCUGAUGCUGCUGCUGGAGGUGAUCUCCGGCGAGACGCUGCCCAAGCCCGAUCGCGGCAAGAUGCGCUUCCACAAGAUCGCCAACGUGAACAAGGCUCUCGACUUCAUCGCCUCCAAGGGCGUCCACCUGGUGUCCAUUGGCGCCGAGGAGAUCGUCGAUGGCAACCUGAAGAUGACCCUGGGCAUGAUCUGGACGAUCAUCCUGCGCUUCGCCAUCCAGGACAUCUCCGUGGAGGAGAUGACCGCCAAGGAGGGUCUGCUGCUGUGGUGCCAGCGCAAGACGGCUCCUUACAAGAACGUCAACGUACAGAACUUCCAUCUGUCGUUCAAGGAUGGUCUGGCCUUCUGCGCCCUCAUCCAUCGCCAUCGUCCAGAUCUUAUCGACUACGCCAAGCUGUCCAAAGACAAUCCUCUGGAGAAUCUUAACACUGCCUUCGAUGUGGCCGAGAAGUAUCUGGAUAUUCCGCGCAUGUUGGAUCCAGAUGAUUUGAUCAACACUCCGAAACCGGAUGAACGUGCCAUCAUGACGUACGUCUCCUGCUACUACCACGCCUUCCAGGGAGCCCAACAGGUUGGAAAUGUGACGCAUGUACCCGAACCCACAAGACAAUACACCUACGUCCCGAAUAAUUACAAUGCGGAAACCGCUGCCAACCGCAUCUGCAAGGUGCUCAAGGUCAACCAGGAGAACGAGCGCCUCAUGGAGGAGUACGAGCGUCUGGCCAGUGAUUUGCUGGAGUGGAUCCGCCGCACCAUGCCGUGGCUGAACUCCCGCCAGGCGGACAACUCGCUGGCGGGCGUGCAGAAGAAGCUGGAGGAGUACCGCACCUACCGGCGCAAGCACAAGCCGCCACGCGUCGAGCAGAAGGCCAAGCUGGAGACGAACUUCAACACGCUGCAGACCAAGCUGCGCCUGUCCAACCGGCCCGCCUACCUGCCCACCGAGGGCAAGACCGUCUCGGACAUCUCCAACUCGUGGAAGGGCCUCGAGCUGGCCGAGAAGGCCUUCGAGGAGUGGCUGCUCGCCGAGACCAUGCGCCUGGAGCGCCUCGAGCAUCUGGCCCAGAAGUUCAAGCACAAGGCCGAUGCCCACGAGGACUGGACGCGCGGCAAGGAGGAGAUGCUGCAGUCGCAGGACUUCCGCCAGUGCAAGCUCAACGAGCUGAAGGCCCUCAAGAAGAAGCACGAAGCCUUUGAGUCUGACCUGGCCGCCCACCAGGAUCGCGUCGAGCAGAUCGCCGCCAUCGCCCAGGAGCUGAACACCCUGGAGUACCAUGACUGCGUGUCGGUGAACGCCAGGUGCCAGCGCAUCUGCGACCAGUGGGACCGCCUGGGCGCCCUCACCCAGCGCAGGCGCACCGCUUUGGACGAGGCCGAGCGCAUUCUGGAGAAGAUCGACAUCUUGCAUUUGGAGUUCGCGAAGCGGGCGGCGCCGUUCAACAACUGGCUGGACGGGACGCGCGAGGAUCUGGUCGACAUGUUCAUCGUGCACACCAUGGAGGAGAUCCAGGGCCUGAUCCAGGCGCACGACCAGUUCAAGGCGACGCUGGGCGAGGCCGACAAGGAGUUCAACCUGAUCGUGAACCUGGUCCGCGAGGUGGAGUCGAUUGUGAAGCAGCACCAGAUCCCCGGCGGCCUGGAGAACCCCUACACCACGCUGACCGCCAACGAUAUGACGCGCAAGUGGAGCGACGUCCGCCAGCUGGUCCCUCAGCGCGACCAGACGCUGGCCAACGAGCUGCGCAAGCAGCAGAACAACGAGAUGCUGCGCCGCCAGUUCGCCGAGAAGGCCAACAUUGUCGGCCCCUGGAUCGAGCGGCAGAUGGACGCGGUGACGGCCAUCGGCAUGGGACUGCAGGGAUCGCUGGAGGACCAGCUGCACCGGCUCAAGGAGUACGAGCAGGCCGUCUAUGCCUACAAGCCGAACAUCGAGGAGCUGGAGAAGAUCCACCAGGCGGUGCAGGAGUCGAUGAUCUUCGAGAACCGUUACACCAACUACACGAUGGAGACGCUGCGCGUCGGCUGGGAGCAGCUGCUCACCUCGAUCAACCGCAACAUCAACGAGGUGGAGAACCAGAUCCUCACCCGCGACUCCAAGGGCAUUAGCCAGGAGCAGCUGAACGAGUUCCGCAGCAGCUUCAAUCACUUCGACAAGAACCGCACCGGCCGCCUGUCGCCCGAGGAGUUCAAGUCGUGCCUCGUCUCGCUGGGCUACUCGAUCGGCAAGGAUCGCCAGGGCGACCUCGACUUCCAGCGCAUCCUCGCGGUCGUCGAUCCGAACAACACUGGCUACGUGCACUUCGACGCCUUCCUCGACUUCAUGACCCGCGAGAGCACCGAUACCGACACUGCCGAACAAGUGAUCGACUCGUUCCGAAUCCUGGCAGCCGAUAAGCCAUACAUUUUGCCCGACGAACUGCGCCGCGAGUUGCCCCCAGACCAGGCCGAGUACUGCAUCCAGCGCAUGCCGCCCUACAAGGGACCCAACGGAGUGCCCGGCGCCCUGGACUACAUGUCCUUCAGCACAGCUCUCUACGGCGAGACCGACUUGUAGGAGCAC
Messenger RNA from Drosophila takahashii, 2845 nucleotides. It is a transcript of the gene Actn, whose product is annotated as alpha actinin. The record is from RefSeq and is a predicted model, not a curated record. Gene Ontology annotation, cellular component: Z disc; cortical actin cytoskeleton; plasma membrane. Gene Ontology annotation, molecular function: calcium ion binding; actin filament binding. Gene Ontology annotation, biological process: actin cytoskeleton organization; muscle cell development. NCBI's taxonomy places the organism in Eukaryota, Metazoa, Arthropoda, Insecta, Diptera, Drosophilidae.